Messenger RNA from Parastagonospora nodorum SN15, 1077 nucleotides. RefSeq lists its product as hypothetical. NCBI's taxonomy places the organism in Eukaryota, Fungi, Ascomycota, Dothideomycetes, Pleosporales, Phaeosphaeriaceae. The record is from RefSeq and is a predicted model, not a curated record. Gene Ontology annotation, cellular component: cytoplasm; cytosol. The transcript is spliced from 2 exons. Gene Ontology annotation, molecular function: hydrolase activity; carboxy-lyase activity. The coding region runs from base 1 to 1077 and encodes 358 amino acids. Gene Ontology annotation, biological process: secondary metabolic process.
AUGAGAGGAACCAUAGCGAUUGAAGAAGCCGUUAUAGACCCAGCCGGAGUCGAAGUGCAUUCUUUUGCUCAGUUUCAAAGCUUGAUGCAGCCAGGCAGCAAUGCUGCUUCAGGAUUGUCUGAUCACGAGCGUCGACUUCUCGACAUCCACGGCGAGCGUCUAACAAGCAUGGAUAAGCAUGGCGUGGAGUAUAUGUUAUUAUCCUUAACAUCACCUGGCGCGCAGGGGGAAGCAGAACCCGAGAAAGCCAGAUCAGUCGCAAGAAUAGCGAACGACUACCUUGCGGGAGAGGUGAAGAAGAACCCUCGACGAUUCGGAGCGCUUGCCGCAUUAUCGAUGCACAGCGCGCAGGAUGCAGCCGAUGAGCUCCGUCGAGCGGUUAAGGAGCUGGGAAUGUUCGGCGCGAUGAUCAACGACUUCCAGAGUAAAGGUGGCGAUGCGCAAGAGAAAAUGUACUUCGACUCUCCUGAAUACGACCUCUUUUGGGCAACUGUUCAGGAACUUGAUGUGCCAGUGUAUUUCCAUCCGCGGUAUGCAAUUAAGCAAGAUCUGGAGCCCGGAACAAAGUAUGGCGAUCGUAAGCACCUGCUCGGCGCGGGUGUACAAUUCCAUCUUGACCUGAGCUGGCAUCUGUACGCGAUUUGCUCGUCGGGAGUUUUCGACCGUUUCCCAAAAGUUCAGAUUGUUGCUGGACAUCUGGGCGAAGGGUCAGUAAGUGCCAAAGCCACAAAAUACGAUUGCUUAUUCCGUGACAGUAUUCCUUUCAACCUUUGGAGAGCCAGCCACUGGAUCAACAAGCCGUUCAAGCGAGGUGCACGACCCAUGAAGCACGACUAUACGUACUACUGGACGCAUAACGUGUCAAUUACUACAUCUGGUGAUUACAACACACGGGGGUUGAAGUUCUGCAUGGAGGAGAUAGGUCUUGAACGGUGUCUGUACGCUAUAGACACACCCUAUGAUACAAUUGAAGAAGCACAGGCGUGGUGGAAGUCGAUAGACUUGAGUGAGGAACAGAAGGAAGCAGUUGGAAGGAGCAACGCGAUCCGCCUCUUCAAGCUGCCUCUCGAACAGUAA